UCUUAUAAGCGGAUAGUCUCACAAGUUUACCUGAGCACACACUAUCGAUUGCUAAAUAUAGGUUGAUGACUCUAUAAUUCAAAUACCGUACGGUGCUCAAACAAAAUGGAUACCUUAUAUGUAACCGGACUUCUUAUAGGAAUUCUACAAGUUUGUAGAGUGUACGGCAACCUGAGAUGUCUGGAGUGUACCCACUUGGAAUGGGAACGGAACCAGCAGUUCGAGGGCUUCAUCAACAUUGAACGGAUACUCUCGUCUAAGUACAACCCAGGGUGUAAGCAGAGGAACCCCUUCGGUGGCGCAUACGACCCAAAUACUCCUAACCAACAGUAUCCGAAUCAGCAGUAUCCGAACCAACAGUAUCCGCCAAAUACUGGUACUGGUACAAAUGGACAGAACUUUAUUCCACCUCAGGGCGUCAUGGACACUGUGUGUCCGGUGGCCAGUAUACAAAUUAACAGGUGUGGGUACCUGUUCGGGAACGCUGUUGUGUAUCUUGGAGGAUCAUAUAAAGUUGACAUGACAAUCACGGUCCACAUCCGCAACUGCAUGGAGACGAGACCGGAAAUGGAGAACCGCUGUUACGACCGCGACAGCUCAAUUGGUUACCGCGAACUGCUGACCUACUUACGGAAUAAGCUAGCCUUCCUUUCCCCUGACAUCGAGGUCAGGUCGUUUAUUGGUCACCAGUGCAUCUGUUCGUCCGAUAUGUGUUAUCCAUACGUGACGCAGGCCGCUGGGACGGCUGUGGCCUCAGUUGUGUGUGUGAUGUUGAGUUUGUUAGCGGCAUUGUUUAUACGGUUAUAGACUGUUUAUCAUUGUAUAAGUUGUAUAACUGUUAGUGAAUUUCACACUUUAAAAGUUGUUUGUAUACUAUUAUUGUAAAUUUGUAUAAUUAUUAGUGAUUUUAGCGGUAUAUUUUAGUCAUGUAAAUAUAAUUUUGCGAAAGUUGUAUGACGGUAAUGUUAGGUGACCUUGACAUGUUGGGUGCAGCCAUGUUCGUCCUUGAUAAAGGUCAAGCUGAAAUAACGAUGGACACUGCUUCAUUUUUAGAAGUAUUGUAUAUGACGAGAACUACUUUUACAGAUUCAUUUUAAUGUCAAAAUGCGCCGCGCCAUAGUACGAUGUCUCUUUUGGAAUUAGAUUUUGUUUCAGAUCAUUGGAGGAGUGGUUAUUAUGAAAUUACUAUAAGUUGUUUGCUGUCAUGGACGAUAUAUAGUUUGUUUAGAUUAUAGUGCUGUUGUCGGCCAAAACGACGCCCAUGAAAGGUCAAGGUUAUCAGACAAUAUUGAUCAAGCUUUAAUGGCGAAAAUGAUCCUCAUUACGAGAUAUUUACAUUUUUAGGCGACAAUUUUUCCGUUGAAUGGCGGAUUUUACAAAGUGCUCAUUUUGUUUAAUGAACCCGUUAUUAUGGAUAAGUUUAUAUUGUCACUUGAGGUAUGAACUACUGUUAUGGAAUGAUUGGGUUUGUGAUUUGUACAUAAUUAUACAUAAUUAUGUAUAUGAUAUAUAAUAUCAAAAACAUGCAAGUUAUCUUUUUAGAACUCUUAACUGUAAAUGAUUUGGCUCAUAUACGCUUUCAUCAGCAAUAAACAUAUAACGGAAGUGACGUCAUCAUCUUGUACUGUUAAAUUUUGACACAUUUUUUAUUUCAUAAUCAUAUGGCUUUAAAAAAAGUUACUAAUCAGUUAAAUAACCAGUUUUUUUACCCAAACAAUUUUGUUUUUUUAAAAAAAGAGACCACAUUUUUAUGAAAUAAAUGUGCAUUCAAUAUGUUUAGUUUAUCAUCUUUUUAAAGAUUUUUGAUCUUUUCGUGUUUAUGUGAAUAGUUUUAUUUUUAAAUAAAAAACUCGUUCACUAGAAUACAAUGACAGAUUUUGGCUUUAAAAUGCGAUCGUCAUAAUAUUGCUUACAUAACUUUGUACAUACGUCAUUGCACGUUUUUCUGUCUCUCGGAAUAGAUGCUAUUUGUUCAACAUGUUCAUGAAAAUACUCAAAACUAUGAAAAAAAUAAUCAAACAUUAUUUCGUUUUAAAGUUGUCAUUUUCAAUCAUUCUCCAACAUUUCUGAACAUGCUUCAUAUUAUACUGACGUCACACAUUGAUUCGACCAACUCUUUUUUUAGUUUGUGAAAGCAUGUUUAGUUAACACCAUCCACGUUACAUAACAUAAACUCAUGCAAAUUAACAUGAACACAUGCAAGUCAACAUGAACACAUACGAGUUAACAUGAACACAUACAAGUUAACAUGAACACAUACAAGUAAACAUGAGCACAUGUAAUUUAACAUGAGAACAUGCAUUUAACAUGAACACAUGCAAUUUAACAUGAAAACAUACAAGUUAACAUGAGCGCAUGCAAUUUAAAAGGAACUCGUUCACGUUUUAAAGUGUCAGCAAUCGAACAUUUUAUUCCGUUUGAAAAAUCUUAACAAACUGCUUGUUUCAAUGAUAACACUUCAUCACAGUUUCAAAUUAAAGUUUUAUUGUUAGUACAGUAACUGAGUAUGUGACGGAUUAUGCUCCAGCUUUUAGUAAAGUGUUAGUAACGCUUUUAAAAGUUUGAGUUAUUUUAGUCUAGGACUUAAAAAAUUCUGUUCAAAUGAUUAUUUUCCAAAAGCUGAAAAAUGUAAAAUUAAACAAAAUAGCCAUAUUUCAACGGGGUUUAAGAAAUCAUUGCCACCAUGUGUGAGUCUCGUUUUAACAUUAACGUCCUAGUAAAAAUAACAAUGUAAGAAUGAUCACUUUAUAUCUAGCUUAUAUACAUUUAGUUUAUAGGAAUGUCCGAACUUUUUACAUUUCAAUAUUAUUUAAUUAUUAAUAUAAUGACUAAACAUCCGUGUACGUCCGACUAUAUAAUGAAAUGUCAAUUCAUAAUGAGUUGUUUGUUUUUAACGUGUAUCUGUUUAUCCGUUUGUUUUAAAAUAAACAUAAAAUGCAAUUGCUUGAACUAAAAUUUCUUAAAAAAUAACCGUAUGUGAAUAUUUUCUACAAUGUAAUAAUAACCAUUAAUGAGAAACUAUUUUAACGUCCAGUUUUGUUUUUUUUAAACUGGGUUCGCUAACAAAUCGAAUCGCUUAUAUAAAAAUAUUUCUUUAAUACAUUCGCCAUAUUUAAUACAUGUAAAUACUAUAAACAGUUCUGCGUUGAAGCAAAUUUUAAUAUGAUAUCAUUAUAUUGCCAUUUUAGUAAAUACAUUUUUUUCCAUUGUAUAUUUUUAUUAUAUAUAAUUGUAAUGCUCUUCAUAUAUCCCCGUGUUAUGAAUUCCAUUAUUUGAUUAUUUAACCUCAAUCGCUUUUAACAAAAUUGCAGCAAAUUUCAUUUUCUGAUUCUUUUCAAAAUAUAAAUAUUUUUUACCUAAGAAAAUAUUUUUAUAGAAAGUUAUUCGUAUUUGUCUUUUUCCAGUGUUUUUGUCACCACACAAUUUUAAUUUAACAAUAUAUGGUGUUUUUAAACUACCGCUAGAAUGAAGGUUUAAACAGCCAUUCUGUCUUUAUAAAAUGAUGUAGAAUUAUUUCGGGCAUUUUAAACUUAUUUAUCAGUAAGAGUGCAUGCUCGAAGUGAUGUUUAAACAAUCACAUUUGAUAUCCACGAAUCACUCAUGACAGUGUUCUGUACAAACUUGCUGAAAUUUGUGAUAUUAUUAUGUUAUUUUCUUUUUACAUAUACGUACAUGUAUUUUUCUUUUUAUUUGAAAAUAUUUGUAUAAUUGAAGCUAGUUGUAAAGUGUAAGUAUAAAUAUUGAAUUUUAUAAACCCUUGGCUUAUCUAUGUAACGAUGUAUGAUAAAAAAUAUUGUCGACUCGAUAAGAUAUAACACGACAUUUUGCCAAAGUUCAACUUUUUGUGUCGACAAAAAGUCGACUUAACGACUUAAUAUUAGAUUAAGUCGACAGCAUGUCGUGUUAUGAUUCGUCAAAUCGACAUUAAACAAGUCUACAAGAUUCUAUGCUCACGUCAUCAGUUUAUGUGGUAUACGCUUCCAUGCUUGACACAAUUCCGUUUCUUCGAAUGAAAUGUUCCGCUAUUGUAUGAUACUGUUUAAUCUGUGAAAUGAUUACAAUUAAAACACUUAAUCUCAAGUGACUUUGAGCAAUACAGUCGAGACUCUAGAAUGGUUUCAUAGCUUUAAUGCAUACCUAUAUGAUUUUAUCAUAACAUUUUUAUUGAUUAUUGAAUAGUGCCAUUUUCUAUUUUCCCAUUAAAUGCAGACUUUACUGAAACAUUAAUAAUCCUUUAAAUUUAAUCACUUUAGCACGAGUUUUGAGCAUGGUUUACGAAAUAAACUACAAUAAAAACUUC
Messenger RNA from Mya arenaria, 4300 nucleotides. RefSeq lists its product as uncharacterized. The coding region runs from base 106 to 807 and encodes 233 amino acids. NCBI's taxonomy places the organism in Eukaryota, Metazoa, Mollusca, Bivalvia, Myida, Myidae. The record is from RefSeq and is a predicted model, not a curated record. The transcript is spliced from 4 exons.